AAACAUCGUUAUCUUAUCGCCUGCACAAAGUGAUUCCAUUGCAGAAUUAAAACUUCUUUUUCGCUAGUAUUACUUUAUUAAUCAAGCUCAGUGGUUGCAUUUUAAAUAGCAAGCAUAAAUUAUUUGACAUAUUGGUUGAAAAGGCAAUAUGAAUCUAGGCCACUGGAAUUUUCUCCUAGCUCUAAUCAGUUUACAAACGUUUUUUAACGCCUCCGCACAGAUAAGCACUGUAAAUAACAGUUCGAAGGGAUCAAACAACUCAAAUAUUUUCCAUGAAGACACAUUCAAUAGCACUUCGAUUGACGUUCUGGACGCCUCAAUACAUUCAACACUGGUUGUACCUCAAACAUAUUCGACAGAAGCUGCAACAAUAUCAGGUGCUAGGUUCGCAACCUCUGUUCCUGUUCAAAGUCCUGUAGACAACCCGUUAGAUCCGGCGGACUGUUCUCAACGGGAAAAGUACAGAAAGCAACCAGUUGCAACACCAUCGUCUCGUUUAAGAAAAUGCUGCCCACAUGGAGAAAACUUAAAUAUAUAUCGGGAAAAUCAAAGCGAUUCGAUGUGCGACAACGGGCUCUUAAGCUUCGAACCGACUAUAAUAAGUGCAGUUCUGUUCGAUAACUGCAUUGAAGAUUUGGAGGUUGAGACUACGCUCGACUACGACAUUGGAAAUCCGUGCAACAGUUCUCUUUUGUACGACGACAAAGACGAUGUUUUCUUUGUUCUGCAAGACGGUUCGUUAUUAAUCAUCGACAAAUUUGGCAACGAAUCAUACACUGUGAAGGAACAUUAUUGCUUGGAUAUUGAUAAGUCAGGACACUUGUUUGCCUUUACAUGUGUAACCCAAGUGGAAGAACAAAUUGCCUUCGCAAAAGUCGUUUUUGUUGCCGUUCUUAUGCUUAUAUCUAUGCCCUGCCUGCUAUUAGUUAGUUAUUUGCACAUGACACUUCGUUUAUUGCGUAACUUGCAUGGUCUCUCGCUAAGUUUGAUGUCUCUGUGCUUGGCGUCUGGAUACUUUGUGCACUCCGUUGUGCACAUCUAUGGGAUCCCGAACCAAGGGUUCAUUGGCUACGUCAUACAGUUUUGUAUUUUAAGUUACUUCUUCUGGUACUUGUGCAUAUGCUUCAAUGUUCUUUUGAAUGUGUGGUACAAGUUGCCUUGCUGCAUUCAAUGCUCAAAGAGUUGGGCCACCUUUAAUUUUGCGUGUUACGCUGUUUUUGCCUUUUCCGGACCGGCCACAAUAGUUGCACUAACUGUUCAAAAAGGACUCCCAGGAAUGCCGUCUUACUUUCUGCAAGGCCUAACUGAAUCCAUCCGAGAUUCCCAACGUUACUUUAUUCCUCCAGUGUCUACUAUACUUUUUCUAAGUUUUUUGCUUAACAUCAUAUCGUUCUUCGGAUUUCAACGUAUAAGCGGCUACGCCAAGGCUGAAAAAAACAUUCAGGAGCGAAAAUGCUUGUUUGACCAACAAAAAUAUGAAGAUGUUAAAAAAGACGCUAAAUGUGUCAGCUUACUUGGAAUAAUAAUGGUCGUUAGCUGGCUGCUCGAAAUAAUAACAUUUUACUCGGGAUCGAAUUCAAAUUACCUGAUACUCUGUGACAUGGUGAAUGGACUCCAGGGAGUUUGGGUACUGCUCAUUUUUCUAGUCGUGCGCAGGCGUCGCACAAUAAUAUUAAGGUGGUGGUAUGAUCGUGGUUCCCACGAAAUUGAAGGCACAGAGCUGCAAGCUCUUAGUAAUAGUCCCACAUAGAUAUAUAGAAUUAUAAUACAAUUACAUUACAUACGUUCAAAUCUGCGAUCGCCGUUAAUAUUACAUUAUUUUUUAAUUAUAUUAAAUUCUGGUUUAUUUGACCUGUAAAGAAUGAUGUGCUUAUAAGCAAAUCAAAUUGAUGAAAAGAGAAAAACAUUCGAAAAUUGCUGAACAGCUGAACCUGAUAUCCUUUAAUAGAAUAUAUGUUGUUGCGGGCCACAUUACCGAACCAUUUCCCAAACAUAUUUGUGAAAAUUUAACUUUGUGUAAAUUGUGGUUUAUUUAAACUUAUAUAAAUACUAUUAAAUAUUAAAUGUUUGCUGUCACUUAUAUGGUCAUAU
Molecule: messenger RNA, 2091 nt
Organism: Drosophila melanogaster (fruit fly)
Lineage: Eukaryota; Metazoa; Arthropoda; Insecta; Diptera; Drosophilidae
Gene: mthl14
Product: methuselah-like 14
Exons: 8
Coding region: 149-1750 (533 amino acids)
Cellular component (GO): plasma membrane
Molecular function (GO): G protein-coupled receptor activity
Source: RefSeq, marked reviewed